AUGCUCCCGCUCCUGCUGGCCCUUCUUCUGUCCCCCACUGGGGAGGCAGGGAAAAUCAUCGGGGGCCAUGAGGCCAAGCCUCACUCUCAUCCUUACAUGGCGUUUCUUGAGUACCAUGUUUCAGAGAAAAGUUUCAUCUGUGGGGGUCUCCUCGUGCGUGAGGACUUCGUGCUGACAGCAGCUCACUGCUGGGGAAGCUCAAUCAACGUCACCCUGAGGGACCACAACAUCUACCAGCAGGAGAGGACCCAGCAGGUCAUCCCAUACGACCCCUUCAGUUGUUCCAGGGAACUGAGGAGGAAGGCCUACCUGACCACCGCUGUAAGCCCCAUCAGGCUGCCCUGGAGGAGGGAGCUGGUGAAGCCAGGGAUGGUGUGCAGUGUGGCCGGCUGGGGGCACCUGGGUGUGAACAAUCCCGUGGCAGAGAAACUGCAGGAGGCUGACCACGGGCUCCAUCAGAAAAGGGAGACACCUCCUCAGGAGAACACGACCCUCUUCUCGAGGACCCUCUUAUCGCAUCCAUAUGCCCUCCUCCUAAUCCACACCCACUCCCCUGCCCCACCCUAUCCCAGUGCCAAUGUGGCAACAUAA
Messenger RNA from Eubalaena glacialis (North Atlantic right whale), 591 nucleotides. Its product is annotated as mast cell protease 3-like. The record is from RefSeq and is a predicted model, not a curated record. Gene Ontology annotation, molecular function: serine-type endopeptidase activity. Lineage: Eukaryota; Metazoa; Chordata; Mammalia; Artiodactyla; Balaenidae. The transcript is spliced from 6 exons. The coding region runs from base 1 to 591 and encodes 196 amino acids. Gene Ontology annotation, biological process: proteolysis. Gene Ontology annotation, cellular component: intracellular membrane-bounded organelle; cytoplasm.